CAGAGAUUGCAUUAGAUCGUGAGGUUGAAGAAGAUGGUAAACCAAAAAUGCCAAAGGCUUUGGGAGAAGAUGGAGAGGAUGAACCAAAUGUUGUAGCUUAUUCGAGUCAGAGAACUCAAGAGCGUCAAAAAACGAAAGGGAAACAACGCAAAUCGAUUAAAGAAAAGGAUUGGGUUUUGCAUAAAAAAGAAAUUGCGCGUAUGAGAGGAAAAAAAAAUAUACCGUUGGAUUCAAAAUACACAGCACGAAAAAGGAAACCAAAAUUUUAG
Ambispora leptoticha is the source of this 269-nucleotide messenger RNA. NCBI's taxonomy places the organism in Eukaryota, Fungi, Glomeromycota, Glomeromycetes, Archaeosporales, Ambisporaceae. The record is from the annotation of a GenBank genome assembly.